Messenger RNA from Prorocentrum cordatum, 504 nucleotides. Lineage: Eukaryota; Dinophyceae; Prorocentrales; Prorocentraceae. The record is from the annotation of a GenBank genome assembly.
GCGCUGGCCGCCAAGACCGGCGACAUCUUAGAGACCGUGGUCGAGUCCGCCCUGGACAAGGGCUCGGACAUCUUCGAGGCGGGCCUCGACUCGAUCGCGGGCAAGUUCGCGGACUCCUUCGGGGGAGGCCGCGGCGAGAGCGGGCUCCUUCAACAGCGCGGCACGCCGGCGGUCUCCGAGGCCGUGCGGAGGCUGCAGCAGCGCAGGCAGGAACGCAAGAAGGUGUCCUUGCUUCAGUGGCAGGACCGGGCGGAGGCCUCCGAGCUCGAGGAGGCGGCGUGGGCGGACCUCGCGGACGGCAUGCAGGAAGCGGACAGCGUGGCGCAACAGCCCGGCUUCGUGGACAAGCUGCCGGCCGCCGUGUCGGGCGCGUGGGAGGCCAUCGUGAACUUGUUGAGGUCCCUCAUGAACCUGAUCCCCGCGGCGGUGCAGGUGCUGAAGAACGCGCGCCGCGAGGUGUCUGCGUUGGCUUCGAACUUGCACAACACCUUCACGACCUUCCAG